AUGACCAGAAAUUUAAGACAACUUUAUAAUCAACGUAGAUGUAUUUUAAAAAAAGAUGCUACUAUUCAAAGUCAUCAAUGUAUACUGAAACACGGUAAUUUAUAUAUACAGAAUAUAAAAGAAUUUCGAAAAAUUAUUCAAAAUGGGCCAGAUUAUGUUUGUAUAUCAUGUGGAUUAGCACUUUUUCGUAAUCAGGUAAUACCAUUCAUUAAAGAAAAAUAUAUAAAAGAAAGUAUGACGUUUGAAGUAAAGAAAAAAAUUCGAUCUUACUUUAAUCAUAUAUCGUUUACAGAACAGCAAUUGCCUAGUCGAGUAUUGUUGAGUAAAUUGGAAGUUUCUGAAAUUCCAUCUGAAUUAAAAAGAUUAAAUAAUCUUGAAAAACAUUUAGUUGCAUUACGUUUACCAUUUAUGAAAAUCGUAAAUUUAACAUCUGGAAAAAUUCCUAGUAGAUUAUCACAAAAAAAGUACUAA
Rotaria socialis is the source of this 471-nucleotide messenger RNA. NCBI's taxonomy places the organism in Eukaryota, Metazoa, Rotifera, Eurotatoria, Philodinida, Philodinidae. The record is from the annotation of a GenBank genome assembly.